Molecule: messenger RNA, 2983 nt
Organism: Marasmius oreades (fairy-ring Marasmius)
Lineage: Eukaryota; Fungi; Basidiomycota; Agaricomycetes; Agaricales; Marasmiaceae
Exons: 13
Coding region: 383-2869 (828 amino acids)
Biological process (GO): protein phosphorylation
Molecular function (GO): protein binding; ATP binding; protein kinase activity
Source: RefSeq, a predicted model, not a curated record
UAUUAACGUCAUGCACCGAGACCGGCGAGCACGAAUGGGCAAGCUGGGCCGAGAGCGUCAACACCCUUUUCGACGACGAGGCUUUAGAAAGAAGUUCUCAAACGCUUCCGCGAUCUUCGUUUCUUCCAUCUUUCCUCAUGUUUCCACGAUCAUAAUAAUGGCAUGCUGUGGCAUGCUGUAUCUAACGGCCACUUUAUCUCAACUUCAUCUACUUCCCGUCAAACGAUGGCACAUACAGAAUCUAUUUAGGUGACGCCCAUUAGGUCUCACGAUACACGAGACCGGUGAGGAACUGGUGAGAAGACAGCCUACAAACAGGUUUUUAUGCGUGCACUAGUCUCCCAAAGGCAGAUUAUAGUGAACACGACACACGUUCAGAUAUAUGCGUGCACCACGAAAACCCACCAGUUUGUUCGAAUUUGACGUAGCGCUCCGGCUCAUUCAAGAGAUUGUUGACGACCAUCAGCGACGAAAGGAACUUCUUGCAACUCGGGAUGGCAUUGCGCAAGACUGGCUCGACUUAUUCCAACUACUUGCUGAAUAUCCAAAUAUUACAACGGAUUUGCGAUCCUGCUUAUCCAAUUUAAUGAUCCGUCUCUCUAGAAAGUCUGGUCUACACCCACAAUGCCUUACAAUUCGGGGCGUGGAGAAACAGGGUAUUUAUCCCGUCGGAGGAGGCGCAUUCGGUGAUGUAUGGAAAGGAAAGAUUGGGCAGCAGGUUGUGUGUUUGAAAGUGUUAAGGGCAUUCGAGACGUCCGAUUUGAAGCAGAUUCUCAAGGACUACAUGCAAGAGGCAAUCAUCUGGCGUCAGCUGAACCAUCAAAACCUCUUGCCCUUCAUUGGAAUCUACUAUCUGGACGUCGACCAGAAACAGCUGUGUUUAGUGUCGCCUUGGAUGGAGCAAGGGAAUCUUGUCCAGUUCUUGAAGAAUACUUCUCCAGAUGUGGUUGAUCAUGAUUCACUGGCAUAUGAUGUUGCCUGUGGUCUCUCAUACUUGCAUGCAGAGAAAAUCGUCCAUGGUGACCUCAAAGGAGUCAACAUAUUGAUUACUCCUGAUGAACGAGCGUGCAUUGGAGAUUUUGGACUGUCGCGCGUAUCUGCCACGCAACUAUUGCUUUCAGAGACGACUCGUUCAAAGGGAACAACACGGUGGCUUUCGCCUGAGUUAUUGAGACCUGAACCAAGUUGUGUCCCUUCAAAGGAAAGUGACAUCUAUGCUUAUGCUUGCGUGUGUUAUGAGAUUUUUACAGGUCGGAUUCCCUUCUAUGAAUUGUCCGAGGCAGCAAUUGUCUUCGCCGUCUUGUUAGAUAAACGACGUCCUUCGCAUCCUGAAAAUUGCACGAAGUUGCGGGGUUCAAUGUGGGAUAUAAUGGUGGCAUGCUGGAAUGAAGGGCCGUCCUUUCGACCCACCAUGGUGGAUGUUCUGGCGUGUAUGCAUGAAAUGAACGCGGAUCGUCGAUUGAAGCCGGCUUCCGAGUGGAAUGACCCCGCCUUUACGCAGAUAUGGAGUAAUGCAGAACAGCCACCAUUCUUGCAUGGUGAUGAACCCAUUCCCCACGAUCGCGAGCGAGGACGAGAACUAGAUUAUCCCUUUGCUCAAAGGGAUCGGAAAAGAUUCAAGCAUGCACGUCCAGGUGGCGCUCCUCCAUCUAUGCCACCGGCAGCCUUCCCCACGCUCCCUCCGCCACCAUCCACGAAACCGUUGAAACCUCGUGGCCCUUCGAACACAGCGGCUACGCCUAUGGGUCAUGCUGGCCAAAUUCAACUGCAACUCACUGCCAGCGAAGCUUCUGGUAGCGGUGCCACCCUCAUCCCGAUCAAUACUCCAGCGGGAGGUUUCCCAAACGUGGAUAUUGCAACUCACCCACCUGAAUUUAAGAAGGAAGGUAGUGAUUGGUUCGCGAUUUUCAACCCUAAAAUCAAGAAGGGUCUUGACGUCAGUUUGGUACACACACUCAUGCAUGAAAGCGUUGUCUGUUGCGUGCGGUUCUCUCCAGGUGGAAAAUACCUUGCCACAGGAUGCAACCGAACGGUCCAGAUUUAUAAUGUCAGGACGGGCGUCAAAACAUGGGUGCUGGCGGAUGGGGCUGUCGUUGGAGAUUUAUACAUACGGAGUGUCUGCUUUAGUCCGGAUGGAAAGUAUCUCGCUACGGGGGCAGAGGAUAAACAAAUCAGGAUAUGGGACAUUGCGAAGAGGCGAAUUCGCAAUAUUUUUGACGGCCACCAGCAAGAGAUCUAUUCCCUCGAUUUUUCCUCUGACGGACGUUUGAUUGUCUCAGGCUCUGGAGAUAAGACACUGAGAACUUGGGGCAUGGAUGGCACCUCCAGAGUCUUCACCAUCAAUGAUCUCGAUUCGUUUAAUAAGGAUGCCGGCGUUACGUCUGUGGCGAUCAGUCCUAAUGGAGAGUAUGUUGCUGCUGGCAGUCUGGAUACUGUUGUAAGGAUAUGGGAUGUGGCCACUGGGCAGCUUGUUGAAUGGUUACGAGGACAUCAGGAUAGUGUGUAUAGCGUAGCUUUCACACCUGAUGGUAAGGGUUUGGUCAGUGGGAGCUUGGAUAAAACUUCGAAGUAUUGGGAUGUAUCUGCCUUGAUGAAAAGAGACGGUUAUAAACAGAGUCAGUGCACAAUGAAUUUCACCGGACAUAAGGACUAUGUUCUUUCGGUUGCUGUGUCGCAUGAUGGGCAAUGGGUAGUGUCUGGCUCAAAAGACCGCGGAGUUCAGUUUUACGACUCACAUAAUGCAACUGUUCAAUGUAUGUUACAAGGACACAAAAACUCAGUCAUAUCAGUUGAUUUCAGCCCGUCGGGAAGCAUGCUAGCUACUGGCAGUGGAGACUGGGAAGCACGGAUAUGGAGUUACAGAAUGUAGCAAGCACUGUUCCGUCUGUGUUCCAUGUAUCUCCAACAUUCUUUCCUUACUUUUUAACUCAUUCCUUUCUGUAUUCGACUUUCAUACCGCGGUGUCUUAUUAUGUAUCGGUAGU